Molecule: messenger RNA, 1276 nt
Organism: Panicum virgatum (switchgrass)
Lineage: Eukaryota; Viridiplantae; Streptophyta; Magnoliopsida; Poales; Poaceae
Product: probable ascorbate-specific transmembrane electron transporter 1
Exons: 1
Coding region: 378-1094 (238 amino acids)
Molecular function (GO): oxidoreductase activity
Source: RefSeq, a predicted model, not a curated record
UGGGCUAAAGUUUAGUCACUUUGCUUCUGUAGGAGGUGUGAUCCAAACACGACCUUAGCUUGGUGCCACAAUUUCUGCUGCUUUAUUACAUCCGCCAAUCAGUCGACUUGCUUGCAUUCAGUAUCUUCUUCUUUCCCUUCCUUCUUUAGGAGCAGUAGGAUUUUUGUUGGUUGGUUGGUUUGGGUAGUGGCUACCGGCAGAGGCAAAUAGCGCGCGGCGGGCAGAGCAACCACGUCCACAACCAUGUAACCGCCCGCCCACCUAGCUGCCUUCAUCCUGUGCACGCAGUUAAAGCCCAGCUGCCAGGACUGACUGCUUCCUUCUCUCCCCCAUCGCAUCCGAAUCCGAUCCUCCUCGAUUUCAGUUGUGAGAUCGACAUGGACAUGAAGGGGCCGCCCUCGGCGCCGCCGUCCAAGAAGGCGGACGCGCGCACUCUGGUGGCGCACGUCCUGGCCGCCGCCGCCGCCGCGCUGGUGCUGCUCUGGUGCGUCCACUUCCGCGGCGGCCUGGCCUUCCGCUCCACGGCCGACAAGCAGCUCAUCUUCAACGUCCACCCCGUGCUCAUGCUCCUCGGCCCCAUCGUCCUCGGCGGCGAGGCCAUCCUGUGCUACCGCUCCCUCCCGCUCGCCCGCGACGCCAGGAAGAAGGCGCACCUGGCGCUGCACGCCGCGGGCCUCGCCGCCGGCGCCCUCGGCGUCUACGCGGUCUUCAAGUUCCACGCCGAGAGCGGCAUCCCCAACCUCUACUCGCUCCACUCCUGGGUCGGCAUCGCCACCAUCUCCCUCUACGCGAUCCAGUGGGCUGUGGGCUUCCUCGCCUUCUUCUUCCCGGGCGCCUCGCCGGCCACCAGGCGCACGGCCCUGCCAUGGCACGCCGUCGCCGGCCUCCUCGUCUUCGUGCUCGCCGUCGGCACGGCGCAGCUCGGCUUCCUCGAGAAGCUCACCUUCCUGCAGGGCCCGCCCCUGCGCCUGCCCAAGUACGGCGCCGAGGCGAUGCUCGUCAACUUCACGGCGCUCGUUGUGCUCCUCCUUGGCGUCGCCGUCGUGCUCGCCACGGUCACCAUCGACGGCACAAGGUCCAACACCAUCAUGUAAAAUCAAAGAGACAUGCAUAUAUACAUGCAUGCGGCUAGUGUAUUGAGUGCGCGCGCGCGCGCUGUACGUACAAAUUAGUUAGUAUUGAUGAUUUGUAUUAAUUAUUACUCUGUACUACAUACUCUCCGAUGUAUAUAUGUGUAUAUAUAUAUACAUGUUAAUUAUUUGGGCUGUGAAAUUUA